Cladophialophora immunda is the source of this 2010-nucleotide messenger RNA. RefSeq lists its product as uncharacterized. The record is from RefSeq and is a predicted model, not a curated record. Lineage: Eukaryota; Fungi; Ascomycota; Eurotiomycetes; Chaetothyriales; Herpotrichiellaceae. The coding region runs from base 70 to 2010 and encodes 646 amino acids. The transcript has 2 exons.
AGGUAUGCCUUGCACUCGACCCUUCACAGUUUCUGGCAUACCCUAUUGCGAUAAUUGCGCAGUUGCACAAUGGCAGACAGCGAAGGGAAGCAGCAAGCUCCCAUCGCAGCAGAAGUUCUUCCAGGGCCCGCUAUCCAGCAAAUACCUGCAAGCGCACCUCUUCUUCAGCAGACCGCACACGUCCCCAAAGGCUGGCCAACUUCACCGAAGACCAUCAAGUCCUCUAUCGGCUCUGUCCUAACAGAUCUUGUUGUAGAUAGUCUAUUACUCGCAUUUUCAGUUGCCUUCUUGGCUUUUGGUCUGGUAGUAAAGCUUUACGACCAAGCUCCAACUGCACUCCACAAACACACAGCCAACACACUGCUGAGCGCCACCAAAUAUGGUCCGAGUGUUUUCCCUAUCCUUUUUGCAUGUAUCCUAGGCCGAGCAGCGCACGCCAUCCUUGUCUGGCGCCUGGAAAAGGGAGAGCGUGUUGGUAUUUUAGAUUUGCUAGCUGGGAGCACGUCUCUGACAAGCACGGUAACUUCGCAACUCAAAUUACGCAUCGCCAGCUUCCUAGGCGUGGCUCUGAUCGCCAUUUGGUCGCUGUCACCGGUCGGUGGUCAGGCCUCGUUCAGACAAAUGACCAUUGGUAGCAACAUCUCUAGUCAGCCAUCCGAGUUCACAUAUAUGGUCUAUGGUGGCACUUUCGACCAGUUCGAUGAUUCGGAUCGAGUUUCAUAUUAUGCGAUCGUCAAUACUCUCUUCGUGGCCUCCAUCAUCUCGCCGGAGUCAACAAAGUCGUCUCCACGCGAUACUUGGGGCAAUGUCAAAAUACCUAUGAUCGAACACUACGAAAAUUCUUCGACUAUAGAUGACGAUGGAUGGUUCAUAACUCUUGAUGGAGAGCAGAGCACUUACUCUUCCAUUGUUGGAAUUCCAAUUGCUGGCGUGGACUCGACUGACUUUAUCAACUACGCCACAAACAUCGAAACGGCAUACUUUCGCCUGGACUGCCCCGUCGUUAAUGGCACGUGGAAAACCAAUCUCCCUGUCAAUAACUCUGUGACUGGUGACGGGGCAUAUAUGUGGUGGUACGACAAUUCCACUCAACGCAUCCAACAAGCACAAACAGAUGUGGAAAGCCUUAAGCCGCUCAACUUCACCUAUGUGGUAUUUUGGCCUGGGGGAGGGGGUGGCGAAUUUGAUUGCACUAUCACAACGACAUAUGUUGAGGUAGAGAUAUUGUGUCCUACAAUGUCUACUUGUGCUGCCUCUAAGGCACGCCGGUCUCGCCUGCAGCAUCCGCCAGCUGCCUUUACCCAAUUGGAUCUGAACUCUUAUGCCAACUACGGGAACUUAUACCUCUUCGCCUCCGCAUUUGUUACAUCCAUCACAGCGCAUCCGUCGACAUCGACGCUGGUGCAGACAUAUCUUAUUGAUUCGAGUAAUCCUGCCGGGAUAUCACUGUUUAACAGCGACUAUGUCCAGCCUUCCCCCAAAGAACUCCUCGCGGUGCGGCUGAACCAGCUGAUGAACGCUUACUGGACGUGCAUAAAUGGUAUAUACGCAGUCUCAGGAGGCAUAAAUCCGCAAACGACCUACUUGGGAAACAACAAUGCUUCCACAGACACAGUUUUGGCAAACUCUACUACCGUCAAGGGUACGAAAAGCACAAAAACAGAAGUCAUCCAAUGUCACGACGGCUGGGUUGUUGCAUUAGCCCUUGCUUCUAUUGUUAUGAUUGUCGCGAGCUUGGUUCGCCCUAUUGUUCGCUGUUUCCUUACACAAGCUCCGGAUGUGAUGCUGAAUAUCUCGAGUUUGGCGACAAGAAACAAUCCAUAUAUGGCAUUACCCACCAAUGGAACUUUCAUGGCUGCAUCCGAUCGGGCGAAGCUGCUCAAGAAUCUGAAGGUGCGGCUUGGGGAUGUUGAGGGCGCCGCUGAUAUUGGUAGUCUCGCUAUCGGAUCCCUUGGCGUGGCUGGAGUUUCAAAGGUUGCGAACGUUCGAAAAGACCGCCUGUACGAAUGA